Molecule: messenger RNA, 1001 nt
Organism: Drosophila guanche
Lineage: Eukaryota; Metazoa; Arthropoda; Insecta; Diptera; Drosophilidae
Product: low molecular weight phosphotyrosine protein phosphatase
Exons: 4
Coding region: 119-910 (263 amino acids)
Biological process (GO): protein dephosphorylation
Molecular function (GO): protein tyrosine phosphatase activity
Source: RefSeq, a predicted model, not a curated record
GCAUUCGGCUACAUAUUUUUGGAUACGUUCAAUCAAAUUUCAGUUGGCACAAAUUCAAGUCUGGCAAGAGAAAAAAAUAUAAAUUUUAGCGUGAAUAAUUUGAAUUGAGAGAGGGAAAAUGGUACACAAGAAAAUCCUAUUCGUGUGCAUGGGCAACAUCUGCAGCUCACCCAUGGCGGAGGCCAUUAUGCAGAGCCUCAUGGUGAAGACGAGCAUCUACUGGGAGGUGGACAGUGCAGGGCUGCGCUCCUGGAACAUUGGCCGCCGUCCCCACAAGCACUGCCUGAGAACCCUGCGAGAUCAUGGACUGCGAUCUGAUCACUUUUGUCGUCAGUUCACUGUCCAGGACUUUCGUUACUUCGACUACAUUGUGGCCAUGGACGAGUCGGUGUACAAGGAGCUGCUGCUGUGGUCCAACCUCUAUCGCUCGUCCACGCAGUGUCUGGUGGUGCUAAUGAGUUCGUUCGGCGAGAACGGCAAGCCCACGACCAUCACAGAACUCUCACCGACCUACAAGCUGAAGAGCUUUCGGAAUGCCUAUUACCAGAUCAAGGAUUGCUGCAAGUAUUUCAUACUUGGCCAAAAGAUUUCCAUCGUGCAGUACGCGCUGCCCAGCUCGGAGGAUGACUACAUCUACCCGGAGCAUCAGGCUGAGCCCGUGAAGUCCGUGGAGACGUACAGCAGCGAGAAGAAGUCGCUGCAGCAGAUGUCUCAGCAGGGUCCGUCGCAGAAACAGUUGCACUCGAUGGCGGAUACCCUGGACCUGGCCACGAACGCCUUCCUCACGGGCGUCUGCACAAAGAUCUUGUCCUCGCCCAAGCCCAUGUCGAAGUACCACAAAACCUCAUCCAACUGCCGCCAAAGGAAACUGUGCCUCGUGUGUGGCAAGAAAUUUUUAGACUCGCUCUGAAAACAUAAUUGAAACAUUGAUUGAGCCCCACCGUGGCAGGUGUAGACCUUGAGAAUAAAAAUGUCUCUUAUCUGGCAGUUGGCAUUAAGCA